Messenger RNA from Seriola aureovittata, 6490 nucleotides. It is a transcript of the gene srgap2, whose product is annotated as SLIT-ROBO Rho GTPase activating protein 2. Gene Ontology annotation, biological process: signal transduction; negative regulation of cell migration. Lineage: Eukaryota; Metazoa; Chordata; Actinopteri; Carangiformes; Carangidae. The transcript is spliced from 23 exons. Bases 469 to 3867 code for a protein of 1132 amino acids. The record is from RefSeq and is a predicted model, not a curated record. Gene Ontology annotation, molecular function: protein binding. Gene Ontology annotation, cellular component: cytoplasm.
CGUUCAAGGCAGACACACACAGGCACACAUAUAUAUAUAUAUAUAUAUAUAUAUAUAUAUAUAUAUAUAUAUAUGUUUAUAUAUAAAACUUUUAGAAGUGCUGACUGACAAGCUAUUACUGUUUGGUUUUAAGGGGGAAUGAAUCUUCUUUCACUUGAAGUUGUUUGCACCAUAACCGGUUUUGAAGAGGAGUUGAGGCGCGGCAGCGGAUGGGAACAUACAGCAGCAGCAGCAGCAGCAGCAGCGCCAAACUCACAAUGCGCCCGGAGUGAACAGAGGCAGGGAGACAAUACAGAUCCGCGGGCACACUGAGGAGCUGCAAUCUCUCAUCUGGGCUCUAUUUUUCGUUUCAAAACCUCUUCCAGAGUGGCAUUUCCUUCCUCCAAGGCUGAAUUAUUGAUUGAUUGAUUGAUUGAGACAAAAUUGACUUCGCAACGAGAGCAAGUGGUUUGAUCUCCAAACUCAGCCAUGACGUCUCCGGCGAAAUUCCGAAAGGACAAGGAGAUAGUGGCCGAAUAUGAAACUCAAGUUAAAGAGAUCCGUGCCCAGCUGGUGGAACAGCUCAAGUGCUUGGACCAGCAGUGUGAGCUGAGGGUGCAGCUGCUUCAGGAUCUGCAGGACUUCUUCAGGAAGAAGGCGGAGAUUGAGAUGGACUACAGCCGCAACCUGGAGAAGCUAGCUGAAAGGUUCCUCACCAAGACGCGCAGUACCAAGGACCAUCUACUCAAGAAGGAGCAAAGCAUCUUAUCACCAGUGAACUGCUGGAACCUGCUGCUGCUUCAGGUGAAGAGGGAGAGCCGCGACCAUGCCACUCUGUCCGACCUCUACCUCAACAACAUCAUUCCCCGCUUUGCACAGAUCAGCGAGGACUCAGGACGCCUCUUCAAGAAGAGCAAAGAGGUUGGCGUACAGCUGCAGGAAGACAUGAUGAAAGUUCUUAAUGAGCUUUACACGGUGAUGAAGACAUACCACAUGUACAACACGGACAGCAUCAAUGCCGAGUCCAAGCUGAAGGAUGCGGAGAAGCAGGAGGAGAAGCAGAUGGGACGCUCCGGUCGACAGGACGACCGUCAGACGCCGCGCUCCCCCGACACCCUGGCCAGCAUCAAGACUGACGAGAAACCAGUCCGACGCUCCAGUGUCAAAAAAAUCGAGAAGAUGAAGGAGAAGAGACAAGCUAAGUACACAGAGAACAAGCUGAAGGCCAUCAAGGCCAGGAAUGAGUACCUGCUAGCUCUUGAGGCCACCAACAGCUGUGUCUUCAAAUAUUACAUCCAUGACCUCUCCGACAUCAUUGAUUGCUGUGACCUGGGCUACCAUGCCAGCCUGCAUCGUGCCCUGAGGACCUACUUAUCUGCAGAACAGAACGUAGAAACAUCCAAACACACCGGCCUGGAGACACUGGAGGGAGCCGCAGAGAGUCUGGAGCCCAACGGGGACAAACAGAAACUGAUGGAGACCUACAACAACGUCUUCUGCCCCCCGGCUCGGUUCGACUUCCAGUCCCACAUGGGAGACACGAUGGGAGUGAUGUGUGCACAGCAGCCGCUGGAAAGCGAGCUGCUCCAGAGAUGUCAGCAGCUGCAGUCCCGUCUCUCCACACUCAAGAUUGAGAAUGAAGAGGUGAAGAAAACCAUGGAGGCUACUCUGUCCACCAUCCAGGACAUGGUGACAGUGGAGGACUACGACGUCUCCGAGUGCUUCCACCACAGCAACAGCAUGGAGUCGGUCAAGUCCACUUUCAGUGAAUCCUAUCUCAGCAAGCCCAGCCUGGCCAAGCGGCGGGCCAAUCAGCAGGAGACGGAGCAGUUCUACUUCACGAAGCUGAAAGAGUUUCUGGAGGGCAGGAACCUGAUCACCAAACUGGACGCCAAGCAUGACCUCAUCCAGAAGACCCUGGGAGAGAGUCAGAAGAGUGACUGUUGCCUUGCCAGUGGACGGAGAAACUCGACAGUACGGAAGCAGGAAUCAGGUGAGGCCAUUCCUCUGAUGGUUGAGAGCUGCAUCCGCUUCAUCAGUCGCCAUGGUCUGCAGCAUGAGGGCAUCUUCAGAGUGUCAGGCUCCCAGGUGGAGGUCAAUGACAUCAAGAAUGCCUUUGAGAGAGGUGAGGACCCGCUGGCAGGGGACCAGAAUGACCACGACAUGGACUCCAUUGCUGGGGUCCUGAAGCUCUAUUUUAGAGGGUUGGACCAUGCUCUCUUCCCUAAAGAAGUCUUCCAUGACCUCAUAUCCUGUGUCUCAAUUGAGAGCCUCCAGGAGCGGGCAGUCCACAUUAAGAAAGUUCUACAAUCUCUGCUGAGCAAAACCCUCAUCAUUAUGAGAUACCUGUUCGCCUUCCUCAACCACCUGUCUCAGUACAGCGAGGAUAACAUGAUGGACCCCUACAAUCUGGCCAUCUGUUUCGGUCCCACACUGAUGUCUGUCCCAGAGGGCCACGACCAGGUCUCCUGCCAGGCUCACGUCAACGAGCUCAUUAAAACUAUCAUUAUCCACCAUGACACCAUCUUCCCUGGACCGCAGGACCUGCAGGGCCCCGUCUACAUCAUCCCUGGAAGUGGUGAUGACUUCUGCGACAGUCCACACUGUGAGCCCCCCCUUGUGGAAGAGCCUGCUCCUGACACCGUCUCUGUCAGCCACAACAGCGAAGAUGGCUCCUUGGCUGUUUCAGAGUCCGACCCAAUCGAAGCCAUCGCUCGGUUCGACUACUCCGGGCGGACUAGUCGGGAGCUGUCGUUCAAAAAGGGAGCCUCUCUGCUUCUGUUCCAGCGAGCUUCUGAUGACUGGUGGCAGGGACGACACAAUGGAGUGGAUGGACUGGUGCCACACCAGUAUAUUGUGGUCCAAGACACGUCUGAUGGGGGACGGGGAAGUCCAAAGCCUGAUGUUGACUCCAGGGAUCUGCUGGAGGAGAGGGUGUCCACUAGAGGCAGCGCCGCCUCUCCUACUGGAGCUCAUGUGGCUGACAUCUACCUGGCCAACCUGAACAAGUUGAGGAAACGUCCGGAGUCUGGGAGCAUCCGAAGAGCUUUCCGGAGCUCAGAGAGCGAAAACACCAGUCCAGGAGCCAGCGGAGGGGGAGGAGUGAGAACAGCUUCUCUUCCUGUUGGAGGGGCUCUGGUGAAGGAAACUGGAGACAAACGACCCGUCAGCGCUCAUAGCAUCCUCAACUCAGUCACUCGCCACUCCUCUCUCAAGACCAAGGUGGAGAGUCCGCAGUUAAGGAAGACAACUACAGCAGGGCGCUCUAAGAGCUUCAGCAACCACAGACCACUGGACCCAGAGGUGAUAGCCCAGGUGGAGCACAGCUCACAGGACAUCGAGGUGGCAAUGAGCUCUACCCUGAGUGAGCGACAGAGCACCUCCAAACAUACACACACCCCUGACGUGGUCCUGGACACACUGGAGCAGCUGAAAGGUGUGAGUGGUGGUGGGGGAGGAGGAGGAGGAGCCUCAGAGCCUUCCAGUCCCCUCCACUCCCGUCUGUUGCGGGACAGUGAGGGGGUCUCCUCACAUGCUCACCCACUUCAGCGCAGCGCCUCCUCAGCCAGCGAUGUACCCUCCUCCUUCCGCCCCGCCAAGAGCCAGCCGCGGAGCCCCCUGCCCUCCGCCACAUCCCCCUCCCUGUCCUCCUCCUCCCUCUCUUCCUCUGUACCUUCCUUUAGAGAGCUGCGCCCCCCAGCAACAAGACCCAAGCCGGUGGUGUUCCCAAAGAGCGGAGGAGGGGGUGGCAGCCCGGCAAUGGGCUCCCCGACCUCCACUGUUCCCCCUACACCUCCACCUCCACCUGCAGGCCACACACACUCUCUCCCUCACACUCCUCCUCCUCCACCCCCGCCCCAGUCUAACGACAAAUCCUGCCCGGCUUAAUACCCCUCGAUCUGAAUCACGUUACUGAUCCUUACAAACUCUUCUACCAGGUGCUUGAAGCACUUCAUUAGUUUCACAUAAGACCCCUAACCCACUACUCAUGUGUAGCAUUCACUUCUUGGUGUCCAGGCGAGUUCUUAAGACGCCAUGUUCCCUUUAGAGUUUUUCCUGCGCUGUCCUGGCAGCUCUUCACUGUCACAAGGUGUAGGUUAGUGAACACCCUUCAAAGACACGUCUUUUUCUCAGAUUCCAGUGAUCACUGGAUUUUAAAAUCUUUCACAAGGGAACAGGACUCAGGAUGGACACCUACAGACCUACAGCACCUGGAGCUUACAUACACUAGUUUGUGAUGUUUGAAAUUGUGUUUGAGUGGGCGUGCAAGAGUGUUACUUGCCUUUACACACAGAUCUAUGUGAGGAACAAAAAGCACUGUUUGAUUUUGUAUAGUAGACAUGACAGUUUUUUUUUUUUUUUUCUUUUUAAUGACCCCAUGGCUAGCGGACUGGAAGGGAGUGUUUGAUUCCUAAGAAUAGACUGUGAAAUGCUAAGUUCUUGCUCUGUGUAGAAAUUAAAACACACUGACUUGCUGCUUCAGAAGUGGAAGACUGGUGAUAAAGGUGGACACUUUGGAUGAUGAAAGGAAGGAAAACUGGGCCAAAUAUCAGUGUAGGUCAUGUGAUCAAGAGCUUUAUUUUAUCUCUUCCUCCAGUGUUUGAUAUGUUGGUGAUAUUUUUUUAUUUUUUUUAUUACUGUUCAGUACUAGUACCAUUACAGGAGCAUAACAGGAGCAGUGCUCUCCAAUAUACUUAACAUGGCCAACAGUAAUUCUAACUCCAUAUAUAGCAAUAAAAAAAAUUAAAAAAAGUUGGUAGUUUGAAGCAUCCUGCUGCUUCUCUCCUGCAGCUCUGUUAUGUGUGUAGGGGACCACUGAAACCCAGCAUUUUUAUAUGUAAUGUUGGACUGUACACACACACACACACGUUUUCUAAAUCUGUGUGUGGUGGUGUUUUGUGGCAGCUAAACACCUUUCAGGUUUUCCUUGCAUGCUGGGGCCACAGACGGCAGCCACAGUGGCAAGCUGCCUGAUCGCAUCAGUUUAUGUAUCUGCAGUACCAGCUAUAGAACGACUUCAAACAAAGUUACAGCUUGCUCCUUUAAAUAUAUACUUAAGACUUAACAGUAAAAAAAGGGUUUAUUAUUCUAAUGGUGUGUAUGUAUGUUUAAUAUUCGUGAUAACUGGAAGCAUGGAGCUGAGGAUCCUCCUGAGUGUGUUUAGAUAGAAGCACAACCAACCACCUCAUCCAAUGCGCUCUUAAGCAAGGUUUGCUUUUGUUGUUACUUUUUUCCCAGGUGUUUAUUAAUGCUCAGAACCUGUUAUGGUAAAAUGUGGAACUGUGUAACCGUCUGGGUGUGUGCGUGUGCGCCUGUGUGAGCAUGCGUGGAUGUAGAGUAUGUAUGCACCUCACCCCACCCUUUCCCACUCAUCAUAAAGGGAUGCCACCCGACAGCAACGGCUGUCUGCAGACAGGAAAACACUGCUCCUACAUUCUGGAGUACCAGGGGCCUGAAUAAAUAUGCACUGUGUACGUGUGAUCAGAUAAAAAGCCUGCAGGAAUACAUAAAAUCUCGUCUUGUCUUCAGCCACUGCUGUAACAACAGUGGCAGACCAGCUUUAAGUAGACUGAGGAUGAGGAAACCCAAAUCCAAGAGCUUAAACUUAGACUUUUCUUUCUUUUGAUAUUAUUUGAUAAUGUAUACCUUUGCAAAAUUAGAACUGAUGAUGAAUUAUGGAAUAAGUGUAUAAAUUUUUCGAAUACUGACUUCAAAUUUGGAGAUAUGCCAUUCAGGGUAAACUGAAUAAAGCCUUUUUGAUGUAUUUCACUUUCUUGAGAAAGUAUUGAACUUAUUUUACCCUGGUGUCCUUAUAUUCCCUACUAUUGCAUCUUUCCCCUUCUCCACCACUGUUUCCCCAAAAAUACAGCACAUACUGACUUCCUGUAUGCUCUUUACCAGGUAAUGAAUUAUAACUGUUACGGUUUUCUUUUUAAUCUCUGUAUACUGUUUGUGUAUUACCUGGUGUAUUUGUGUUGCUCUUACCUCAUCAUGACAACUGGAGGGACUGUGACUGUGUGAGUGUUUGUGGCGAGAGAUUAACUCACUUUAUCAACACGCACUCUCUCACACAUACGCACAUGCAUGUGGGUGGUUGGUGUGUUCUGUCCUGGCUGUGCUGUCAAGAGGAGCUGGGACCCUCUCAAAUCAAUCAUCAUGCACUUGAACAACUUGGCUUGUGUGUGGACUAACUGUGUGGGGAUGAUUUGUCGGAACUGAAUAUUGUUAAAUAUGCAUUUUUGUGUCCAUUUGAAAACAGCAGAACUAAAAAAAAAGAAAAAAAGACUGUAAUGUCAAAUCUAUUUAUAGUUGUCUCUGUAUUACUGGAGAAUCCUGUGUUCAGAUGUACUUUGUAUAUACAAUGUUGUACAUUACAGAGGUACACUCUUUUUUUGGUACAAUAUUGUACAGUAAUAGCAAUAGUAGUUUAAUCAAAUAGGCCUUAUAUAAUUCUAUGUGUAGUUCUUGUAGUAGAUCUGUUUUUUAAUAAACAUUGCUUGCUAUAAAGAUU